AUGGCGAUGUGUGUGCGAUGGGGUGAGGAGAGAAGUGACUCAUUGAGACAAGUUGUGGCUGUCCUUGCAGGGGCUCCUAAUGACCCAUCUUGGAAUGCUGUCCACAGUCAAGCAGCAAAGGCAAUGGAAAAUGUCCGUGAGUAUGCUGCAUGUGGAACUGGUGUUUCCUAUGGGGGAGGACAAAAGUGUCCAGGAAACCUAGUCAACAGUGAAAUCAAUGGAAAGAUGCUUGAGUGUCUUCUACAAGAUCACAACAUUAGUCGCAUUGCAGGCUUUGCAUCUUCCGCUUUUGAAACCUGGGCUCCGAAGCUGUACAAAUAUUAUGUUGAUCACCUGCAGCCUCUCUACACAAAGUAUUUUGAACUAAAACGCAACUUCGCAAACAGUAUUUUUGCAGGGACCACAUUCAACUUUGGUCCUGCAACUUGCACUGUAGAUCACCGUGAUUCUGCCAAUCUCGCAUUUGGCUGGUGUUCUGUAACAGCACUUGGGGACUUCAAUCCAAUGCUAGAUGGACACUUGGUCCUUUGGGACAUGAAGCUUGUAAUUGAAUUUCCACCGAGCUCCACAAUUCUGAUACCAUCAGCAAUCAUUCUCCACUCGAACGUUGCCAUCGGUGAGGGAGAAAGCAGGUCCUCAUUUAUGCAGUAUACAGCAGGCAGCUUGUUUCAGUGGGUUGACCUGGGAUUUCAACCAAUCUCUGUUUACUGUGAGGGGCUUAACAGUGCUGAGAAGAAGGCUGAGGAGCUGCAAGCGAGGGAGCAUUGGGAAAUUGGAAUGGACAUGUUUUCUGCUUUGUCUUUCCUCUAA
Molecule: messenger RNA, 810 nt
Organism: Laetiporus sulphureus 93-53
Lineage: Eukaryota; Fungi; Basidiomycota; Agaricomycetes; Polyporales; Laetiporaceae
Exons: 5
Coding region: 1-810 (269 amino acids)
Source: RefSeq, a predicted model, not a curated record